GCUCGGAGCGGAGCAGGGUCAGGAUGGACGAGGACGUGCUGACUACGCUGAAGAUCCUCAUCAUCGGCGAGAGUGGGGUGGGCAAGUCCAGCCUGCUCUUGAGGUUCACAGAUGAUACUUUUGAUCCAGAACUUGCAGCAACAAUAGGUGUUGACUUUAAAGUGAAAACAAUUUCAGUGGAUGGAAAUAAGGCUAAACUUGCAAUAUGGGAUACUGCUGGUCAAGAGAGAUUUAGAACAUUAACUCCCAGCUAUUAUAGAGGUGCACAGGGUGUUAUAUUAGUUUACGAUGUCACAAGAAGAGACACCUUUGUUAAACUGGAUAAUUGGUUAAAUGAAUUGGAAACAUACUGUACAAGAAAUGACAUAGUAAACAUGCUAGUUGGAAAUAAAAUUGAUAAGGAAAAUCGUGAAGUUGAUAGAAAUGAAGGCCUGAAAUUUGCACGAAGGCAUUCCAUGUUAUUUAUAGAGGCAAGUGCAAAAACCUGUGAUGGUGUACAAUGUGCCUUUGAGGAACUUGUUGAAAAGAUCAUUCAGACGCCUGGACUGUGGGAAAGUGAGAACCAGAAUAAAGGAGUCAAACUGUCACACAGGGAAGAAGGUCAUGGAGGAGGAGCCUGUGGUGGUUAUUGUUCUGUCUUAUAAACUCUGGGAAAUUCUAUCUCUUGCAUAUUUGAUCAGAUAAUGACAUCUUUCUGUAUAUAAACUCUUUAACUGCUAUUUUAGGGACCUUGCAGUUUGCACAUAAUUGUUUUGUAUCAUGGCAGUAAAUAUUUGCAAGAAAUCCCAGUCAUCGGCUUUCCCAGGUAAAAUGUUAGGGUAAGCAUGCACAGUUUGCAGUCUAUAGUUUUUUAUGUAACAUAAAAUAAGUGUACCUUUAUAAGUACAUCUGAUUUU
Molecule: messenger RNA, 896 nt
Organism: Cynocephalus volans (Philippine flying lemur)
Lineage: Eukaryota; Metazoa; Chordata; Mammalia; Dermoptera; Cynocephalidae
Product: ras-related protein Rab-18-like
Exons: 1
Coding region: 24-644 (206 amino acids)
Biological process (GO): vesicle-mediated transport
Molecular function (GO): GTPase activity; GTP binding
Source: RefSeq, a predicted model, not a curated record